Messenger RNA from Ruditapes philippinarum (Manila clam), 1204 nucleotides. RefSeq names its product probable methyltransferase-like protein 24. The transcript is spliced from 5 exons. The record is from RefSeq and is a predicted model, not a curated record. Lineage: Eukaryota; Metazoa; Mollusca; Bivalvia; Venerida; Veneridae. The coding region runs from base 61 to 846 and encodes 261 amino acids.
AGAAAAUUUUGCAACGAAAGUGUAUAUUCCGUCUUACCGAAAAGUACCAUAAUUAAUGAAAUGGAUAUUGACACGUUGUAUGACACAGUGUCAAGUUAUGUAACAAGUCAACAAAUUAAAUGUUGCAAUGAGACCAGAGUGGGCCCAUAUAAUGCAUUUGGCAAGAACAUCUGUUCAGACUAUUUUCACAAUGUUCGGAAUACAUGCCUAGUCUAUUCGUUUGGCUCACAGAUGCAUUUCGAGUUUGAAAAUUCCAUUUGGAAAGAUUACAGAUGUGAAAUUCAUACGUUUGACCCCAGCCUAUCGACAAAUGGUGUGAAGAUACCAAAGGGAGUUAACUUUCACCUCAUCGGACUUUCUGAUAGUGAUUCUAUGGUUCCGGCACCGCCCACUUUAAGAGACUUUUCAACUUGGGAAAUGAAAUCUCUGUCAUCCAUAAGACGGUCACUAAAUCAUAAAAAGAGAUAUAUAGAUAUUUUGAAGAUCGAUAUUGAAGGCUGGGAAUGGAAAGCUUUACCUGCCGCCAUACAGUCACGUGACCUAAGCUAUGUGAGACAAAUUUGUUUGGAAAUUCAUUUCGGAUUUCAGUUUAAGAAUGUAUGGCCUGACAACCGUGAAAUGGAUUAUAAACAACUUUCAAACACUACAUGGGGCGAUGUUACAUUUGCCAAUCAAAUUGAAGUGUUGAGAGGUCUGUAUGACAACGGAUUUAGGAUUUUUCGAUGGGAGCUUGUCCCAGGUUGCAGAAUGUAUAAGUCAAGAAAUUCUCAAAAAAUAAUCAAUGUGCUCGUAGAAAUAUCGUUAGUGAAUAUACAUCGUGAAAUGGACGCCAUAGAAUCACGAUGAAUCAUUCUUUAAAGAUCCUGUAACACAAAUUUGUUAUGGUUUUAUAUCAUAAAUAUGAUGCUCAAAUUAAGAUUUAUCAAUUUUGUAAGUUCUAAAAAGCAUUUUUUUAUAAUGAUAUUAGCAAAUUUAAUAUUUCAUGACCUAUAUGUAAAAAUAUUUGCAGUACAUAUUUUACAUGUUCUUCGAUGUUUAAAAAUUGUUUUAUAAGCAUAAUUACAUUGUAUAUACAUAUAUAUAUAUAAUUUCACUAAAGUGUGGUAUACAACCUCAAUUACAACAUACAUGUACAUGAUCUUUAAUUUUUUUAGACAGUUUUAACAAUAAACUUAUUUACUGUACAUAUAUCAAUUGACUAUGA